CCUGCGUCACGUGCCGGCCGGGUGGGCGUGGCGGGGUUGCCCCGUCCGGAAGCUUUUGCCGCUAGCCUUUCUUACCUGCCGCCGUGCUAGUUGUUCUUCUUCCCUCGCCGUCCGCCACUUUCUUCCCCUUCCUUCCUUACUCUGCUGGCGUCAGAGCGCACUGGAGCGCAACCUUCGCCAUGGCAGCCGCGGCGGCGACGACGACGACCAUGAACCCGGACCUGCGCAAAGAGCGCGAGGGGGCUUCCUUCAACACGGAGAAGCUCACCAACGUCUUGGACGGAGGUGCUGAGCGGACUCGGCGCCGCAAGGAGAUCGAAGCACUUGUGACAAACGACCCAGAAUUCAAGCACAGUGAUGUAAAUUUCCUCUCCCGCAGCCAGCGCUAUGAAGUUGCUAUCAGGAAGAGCGCUCUUAUGGUGAUGAAGCUAAGAGAAUAUGGAAUUGCAGAUCCUGAUGAGAUCUACUGGUUUAAAAGUGUGUGCAUGGGUGCAUCUGUUCUGCCUCUUGGUCUGCACUACAGCAUGUUUACACCCACCUUAGCGAACCAGUGCACUGUUGCCCAGCGAGAGAAAUGGCUGCCUCUGGCCUCGCGGUUCCAGAUAAUUGGCACCUACGCUCAGACGGAAAUGGGGCACGGAACUCAUCUCCGAGGACUGGAAACCACAGCUACAUAUGAUCCUGCUACCCAGGAAUUUAUCCUAAAUAGUCCAACUGUGACUUCUAUUAAAUGGUGGCCAGGUGGAUUGGGUAAAACAUCAAACCAUGCCAUCGUUUUGGCUCAGCUUUACACCCACGGCAAAUGUCAUGGCUUACAUGCUUUCAUUGUGCCGAUACGUCAGUUGGGGACUCAUGAGCCAUUGCCAGGUAUAACUGUUGGUGAUAUUGGGCCAAAAUUUGGUUAUGAUGAAAUGGAUAAUGGUUACUUAAAAAUGGACAACUUUCGCAUUCCUCGGGAAAACAUGCUUAUGAAACAUGCCAAGGUUGAACCAGAUGGCACUUACGUGAAACCUCUUAAUGCCAAGUUGACAUAUGGAACCAUGGUAUUCAUCCGAUCAAUUAUUGUUGGGGAUGCUGCUCGCUCUUUAGCCAGAGCUUGCACAAUUGCCAUUCGCUACAGCGCAGUGAGGCACCAGUCUGAACUGAAGCCAGGUGAGCCAGAGCCUCAGAUAUUGGAUUAUCAGACGCAGCAGUACAAACUGUUCCCUCUCCUGGCAACGGCAUAUGCCUUCCACUUCGUGGGCGCCUACAUGAAAGAUACCUAUCGGCGCAUCACUGGGAACAUCAAUGAUGGAGACCUGAGUGAGCUGCCAGAGCUGCAUGCAUUAUCUGCAGGGCUAAAGGCUUUCAGUUCCUGGAUUGCCAACGCAGGCAUUGAGGAAUGUCGAAUGGCGUGUGGUGGGCAUGGCUACUCCCGCUGUAGUGGCCUACCUGACAUUUAUGUCAAUUUCACCCCUUCCUGCACAUAUGAAGGAGAGAACACAGUAAUGAUGCUGCAGACGGCACGGUUCCUUGUCAAAAGCUAUACCCAAGUCAGUUCUGGACAGCUAGUGAGUGGCAUUAUGUCCUACCUGAAUGACCUACCAGGGCUACGCAUUCAGCCCCAGCAGGUGGCUGCUAGACCCACAGCAGUGCAUAUCAACAAUCCGUCUAGUUUGGUGGAGGCAUAUAAACUGAGAGCUUCUAGGCUGGUUGAAUUUGCUGCAAAGAAUUUGCAAGCUGAACUGAACCGUAGAAAGAACAAGGAGGAUGCUUGGAACCGGACUUCCGUUGAUCUAGUGCGAGCAUCCGAGGCCCACUGUCACUAUGUGGUGGUCAAGCUAUUUACAGCAAAGCUUUCAGAAAUUGGUGACCCAGCUGUUCGUGCUGUCCUUAACAACUUGUGUCUGCUGUAUGCACUCUGUGGGAUCAAUAAGCACAGUGGAGACUUUUUGCAGGGAGGCAUUUUGACAGAUGCACAGAUAAUUCAGGUGAACCAGCGCGUGAAGGAGCUCUUGGCAUUAAUCCGUCCCAAUGCAGUCGCUCUAGUGGAUUCGUUUGACUUCCAUGACAACGUUCUUGGAUCUGUGCUUGGCCGAUACGAUGGAAACGUCUAUGAAAACAUGUUUGAGUGGGCAAAGAAAUCGCCACUAAAUAAAACACAGGUCCAUGAAUCUUUUCACAAGCACCUGAAGCCAAUGCAAGCCAAACUGUGAUGGCAUUUGCUGCUCUUAAUGCACUAUUCUCCAGUUCCUGGAAUUGAUGUCAUUUGCCCUAUGAGCACUUGAAUCACGUGGCAAAUCCAAACAGUCAUAGGGUAGUUACUAAUUGUCGCUUUUCUUCCCAAUUUUUAAUAAAUUUUGAAAGGAUUAGUGUGGGGGGAACACAGGAUUAUAAAAGUGCAAUUGUAAUUAUGCUCAGAAACUAACCUUUUUAAUGAUUCAAAAAAAAAAGCUUUACAGAUUGCUGUGAAGUGUCAAUUUGUGAAGCAGUUUAAACUGCUGCAGAGGCCUGUAUCAU
Molecule: messenger RNA, 2499 nt
Organism: Zootoca vivipara (common lizard)
Lineage: Eukaryota; Metazoa; Chordata; Lepidosauria; Squamata; Lacertidae
Gene: ACOX1
Product: acyl-CoA oxidase 1
Biological process (GO): lipid homeostasis; very long-chain fatty acid metabolic process; fatty acid beta-oxidation using acyl-CoA oxidase
Cellular component (GO): peroxisome
Molecular function (GO): fatty acid binding; FAD binding
Source: RefSeq, a predicted model, not a curated record